Corapipo altera (White-ruffed manakin) is the source of this 3722-nucleotide messenger RNA. Its product is annotated as ephrin type-B receptor 5. Gene Ontology annotation, biological process: protein phosphorylation; cell surface receptor protein tyrosine kinase signaling pathway; central nervous system projection neuron axonogenesis. Gene Ontology annotation, molecular function: ATP binding; protein binding; transmembrane-ephrin receptor activity. Bases 517 to 3123 code for a protein of 868 amino acids. Lineage: Eukaryota; Metazoa; Chordata; Aves; Passeriformes; Pipridae. Gene Ontology annotation, cellular component: membrane; neuron projection. The transcript is spliced from 15 exons. The record is from RefSeq and is a predicted model, not a curated record.
GAGAGAGAGGAGCCCGGAGAAAGGGACAAGGCAGAUCCUAGGAAGAGAGAGGAAGAGAGACUCCUGCAGGAGGGAGAUCCUGGGCGGGGAGAGGACGUUCCCGGAGAAGGGCUUGGAGAGUAGCGCAAGUAUCGGGACUGCUGGCGAGCAUCCGACUUGUUGAAAGGCGUCGACCGAGAGCCCAGAGGCUGUGCCUGGGGCCGGGGGACAAAGCGGCGGAGCUUGCGCUGGCCCGUCGGGAUGGUGCAACUCGCGCGAUGAAAAAUGGUCUUUGUCCAACUUUUCUGAUGCCGGGAGGCCGGUCGGCACGGCUCUGUCGGGAAGGGCUCCUGCGAAAACUGCUCGAGUAAUGCUGGGAAGUGAAAGGGGUGUUGCUGGAGUCCCGCACAAGUGUUUCUGUGUGAAGGCCUCUGUGCUUUGAUUUGGGAAGAUAUUAAAACACUCCAAGAUAUCUCUGACCAUUUCAAGGGAGUGGUGUGUGUUUGUUAAAGAUGGUGGUAUUCACAGAGAAUCUUCAUGGAUUCUAAUGGUGGCAUCAGUGCAAGAAGAGUGGCGGGAAUGGGUUGGAUCUGGAUGGUCUGCUGCUUUCAUCUAGUCACCUCACUAGAAGAAAUACUUCUGGAUACAACUCAAGAGACCUCAGAGAUUGGCUGGACCACACACCCUUCUGAUGGGUGGGAUGAGGUAAGCGUCCUGGAUGACAAGAAGCGCCUGAUCCGGACCUUUCAAGUCUGUAAUGUGGCUGAACCAGGUCAGAACAACUGGUUGCGUACUCACUUCAUAGAGCGACGUGGAGCCCACCGAGUCCAUGUCCGCCUCCGUUUCUCCGUGAGAGACUGUGCCAGCAUGCGCACUGUGGCCUCCUCUUGCAAGGAGACUUUCACACUCUACUAUCACCAGUCAGAGGCUGACAUAGCCUCUCAGGACCUGCCAGAGUGGCGUGAGGGCCCCUGGACCAAAGUGGAUACUAUUGCAGCUGAUGAAAGCUUUUCCCAGGUGGACAGCACUGGGAAGGUGGUAAAGAUGAAUGUUAAAGUACGUAGCUUUGGACCACUUACCAAGCAUGGCUUCUACCUGGCCUUCCAGGACUCAGGAGCCUGCAUGUCCCUGGUGGCAGUCCAGGUCUUUUUCUACAAGUGCCCAGCUGUGGUGAAAGGAUUUGCCUCCUUUCCUGAAACGUUUGCAGGAGGGGAGAGGACCUCGCUGGUGGAGUCACCAGGGACGUGUGUGCCAAAUGCUGAAGAGACAAGCACGACUGGGUCUUCAAGUGUUCGGUUGCACUGCAAUGGAGAAGGGGAGUGGAUGGUGGCCAUUGGACGAUGUACCUGCAAGGCUGGCUACCAGCCUGUUGAUGAUGAACGAGCCUGCCAAGGUGAGAGAACCUUUUUUUCACCCUUUAGGCAGCCCCUUUUUUGUUGGUUCUCUGUAUCAGCAGUAUUUGGUACUAGUGAAAAGUUCACAGAGCUAGGAGUCCCCUCUGCAGUCCCUAUGAUGCAUCAGGUGAGUCGUACUACCAAUAGCAUCACACUGUCAUGGCCUCAGCCAGACCAGCCCAAUGGAGUAAUCCUGGAUUACCAGCUACGCUACUUUGAUAAGGCAGAAGAUGAGGAUAAUUCAUUCACUUUAACUAGUGAAACCAACAUGGCCACCAUAUCAAGUCUGAGCCCAGGCAAGAUCUAUGCCUUUCAAGUACGAGCUAGAACAGCAGUGGGCUAUGGCCCAUACAGUGGGAAGAUGUAUUUCCAGACUUUAACAGGAGGGGAACGUUCGGAGAUGGUGCAGGACCGACUGCCGCUUAUCGUGGGGUCAGCACUCGGUGGUCUAGCCUUCUUGGUGAUUGCUGCCAUUGCCAUCCUUGCCAUCAUCUUCAAGAGUAAAAGGCGCGAGACUCCAUACACAGACCGCCUGCAGCAGUAUAUCGGUACACGAGGACUUGGAGUGAAGUAUUAUAUUGAUCCCUCAACCUAUGAAGAUCCCAAUGAAGCUAUUCGAGAAUUUGCCAAGGAGAUUGAUGUGUCCCUCAUCAAGAUUGAGGAGGUUAUUGGAUCAGGAGAGUUUGGAGAGGUGUGCUUUGGGCGCCUAAAACACCCAGGGAAGCGUGAAUACACAGUAGCUAUUAAGACUUUGAAGUCAGGUUACACAGAGGAACAGCGACGGGAGUUCCUGAGCGAGGCCAGCAUCAUGGGGCAAUUUGAGCAUCCCAAUGUCAUCCACCUGGAGGGUGUGGUCACCAAGAGCCGACCAGUCAUGAUUGUCACAGAGUUCAUGGAGAACGGAUCACUGGAUUCCUUCCUCAGGCAGAAGGAGGGACAGUUCAGUGUGUUACAGCUGGUAGGAAUGCUACGGGGGAUUGCAGCUGGCAUGCGCUAUCUUUCCGACAUGAACUAUGUGCAUCGUGACCUGGCAGCACGUAACAUCUUAGUCAACAGUAACCUGGUGUGCAAGGUGUCAGACUUUGGGUUGUCCCGCUUUCUGGAGGACGAUGCUUCAAAUCCCACCUACACUGGAGGUCUGGGCUGCAAAAUCCCUAUCCGUUGGACUGCCCCUGAAGCUAUCCAGUAUCGCAAGUUCACCUCCUCCAGUGAUGUCUGGAGCUAUGGCAUUGUAAUGUGGGAGGUGAUGUCCUAUGGUGAAAGACCUUACUGGGACAUGUCCAAUCAGGAUGUAAUUAAUGCCAUUGACCAGGACUAUCGCCUGCCACCACCCCCAGACUGCCCAACUGUUUUGCACCUGCUGAUGCUUGACUGCUGGCAGAAGGAACGGGUUCAGAGACCCAAGUUUGAGCAGAUAGUCAGUGCCCUAGAUAAAAUGAUUCGCAAACCAUCUGCCCUGAAAGCCAUUGGCACUGGGACCAGCAGACCAUCUCAGCCUCUCCUGAGCAACUGUUCUCCAGAUUUCCCUUCACUCAGCAAUGCCCAUGAGUGGUUGGAUGCUAUCAAGAUGGGCCGUUACAAGGAGAAUUUUGACCAGGCUGGUCUGAUGACGUUUGAUGUCAUAUCCCGCAUGACUCUAGAAGAUAUCCAGCGUAUUGGCAUCACCCUCGUCGGUCACCAAAAGAAGAUUCUAAACAGCAUCCAGCUCAUGCGAGUCCAUUUGAAUCAACUUGAACCGGUUGAAGUGUGAUGUUUACACCAUCCUUAUUCCACUAGUCUCAAACUCUGAAAAGGUUCUGGGGGAAUUCAGAGGGAUUUUCACUGUAAGAAAAAAUCGUCAGUACGCUACUUGAAGACUUAAUGCACCCAGAGUGCACGCUACAUGUCCUGUUCCAUGAACAAAAACAAAGCCUUGCUAUGAUUUGAAAGCAGAGCUAAAUGACUGGUGACAAUUAGUUGUGGUUGACAUCAUACAUUGGGAAUGGGUUCGGGGUGGGAAGGUUAUAAUAACAUGGGGCGGAGAUGGGAUAAUAACUUGGACAGAUCACAAGCACCUGUUGCCUCUUCUCUGCCAGCGAAAGGUAUCUGACAACUUUACAAAGUCAUCAGCAGGCUUUGUCUAUGGCCAAGAGCCCAGCAAAGCUACAAAGACAUAAUAAAGGCAAAAAAAUUAGCAUUUUUUUCAGAAGAAUGGUCUGAGAGAUUAUUAUUCAGAUGGAGCAUGAGGCUAUCACUUGGUAUGCCAGCUCAGUCCAGAACUGAAGUUCCAGCUGGUGCACAAUAUGUGGUAAGCAAUAACACAUUACCUGGUGAAGAAGUUGAGAGUAAAGGGUUCAAAAUUCAAUGCUA